AAACUGGGGAGAGCUCCUCGGGUGAGGUGUGUUUGUGUUUCUAGACUGUUUGCUUGCCCCCUCUCCCAUUUCCCUACCUCACACCUUCUCCGAGGUGGAGGAGCCAAGCUCCCUGAGAGAAUCUGGGUUCCUGGGGGCCCCUGUGUGGCCACAUGAGUUGGAGGAAUUGCCUUCAGUUGCAGAACUGUUCUGGGUUGGGUUCUCUUGAUCUCCCCAGCACGGCCACAGUUUUCCAUCAUCUGAGAUUUGGGGUCUGCUUAGGCCCUUGGGUUCCCUUUUCCUCAUGCUGCCUCCUCUCUCUGCCCCUCGGCAGAUCUCCCAAAAGCUGUGCUGAGCAUCCAGCCUGCGUGGAUCAAUGUGCUCAGGGAGGAUCGUGUGACGCUGAUGUGCCAGGGGACCAGCUUCUACGAAGGCAACCUCACCAUGUGGUUUCAUAACGGGAGCUCCAUCCACACCCAGAACCAGCCCAGCUACAGCUUUCAGGCCGGCAGCAAUGACAGUGGAUCCUACAGGUGCCAGAGGGAGCAGACCAGCCUCAGCGACCCUGUGCAUCUGGAUGUGAUUUCUGACUGGCUGCUGCUCCAGACCCCCAGCCUCGUGUUCCAGGAGGGGGAGCCCAUCGUGCUGAGGUGCCACAGCUGGAGAAACCACCCUCUGAAUAAGAUCACGUUCUACCAGGAUGGGAAAUCCAAGAUAUUUUCCUACCUGCGUUCCAACUUCUCUAUCCCACGUGCCAACUUCAAUCACAGUGGCAAGUACCACUGCACAGCGUUUAUCGGGAAGACGCCACACUCGUCACAGCCAGUGAGCAUCACUGUCCAAGGUCCAGCAAUUCCACUCCUCUUUUCACCUUGGCAUCAAAUCACUUUCUGCCUGGUGAUGGGGCUCCUUUUUGCAGUGGAUACAGGCCUGUAUUUUUCAGUGUGGAGAGACCUUCAAAGCUCCAUGAGAGACCCGAGGAAUUACAAAGUCUGAUGGAGCCAAGACCCUCAGGACAAAUGACCCCUCAUUCCAUGGUGUAACAGCAGUGGUGGCAGUGCUCUUCAGUCCAUAACUUUCCUCUUCCCUGGCCUCUCCUUGACAACAACCUGGGCUAAGGAGCCUCCAUGGAAAGAGAAGACCUGUGAUCUCCAGAUCAAGUAGACGGUAACAGGCCCUGCCUUCACUGAUUUCCCAAAGGCUAAGGCACAGUCCCAGCUCAUCCAGCUCUACAUGGACUCAUAGCAAAUGUGUUCUCCUAGCUCCUCACCAGAGGCUCCUCAAAUAAAUGAAACCUCAGUAAAUCCUGGUGCUUCUUUCAAAGUAAAUCCAACAAUCUUCCCACUUCUCACAGCCUGCAGAUGGUCUCGUUGUGGGGGCCGGGGCUGCCUGGAGGGAUGGUGCAGCCCCAGGAGGAGGGGUGGAUGUGGCAGCAUCUUGAUCCAAGCCACCAUCCUCUCUUACUUGGAUUACUGCAACAGCCUCCUGCGUGGUCUUCCUGCACUCAACCAUGUCACCCAACAGUCUAUUCUCACAACAGCCAAUGUGUGUUAUAUCUGUCACUUCUUUUCUGGAAGCCAUGUAAUAGCUUCCCCCUUGCAUUUAGAGUAAUAGCUAAAGCCUUCGCAAUGUUCUACAAGGUACUACAUGAUCUUGCUCCUCAAUGCCUCUCUGACCUCAUUUACUGCUCUGUUUUGCUUCCUUGGACACUUCAAUUCUACUUCUGCUACAGGUUUAUGUUAUUUACUGUUUCUGAAAUGUUCUUACAGAUAUCCACAUCAGGCUUCUUCAUGGUCUUUACUCAAAUAUCACCUCAUCAGUGAGGUCUCCUUGGUCAUUCAACCGAACCUCACUCCUCUACUGUCUCCUAAUCCUGCUCUCCUGCUUUAUUUUCCCCACUGUUCUCAUGUCCAACUGAAUAUGUUCACUUAUUCAGUUGUUUAUUGCUGUAUUUUUUCCCCAUGCAUGUACCACCAACUGACUAUUCCCUCUCUCAUUAAAACAUGC
Messenger RNA from Odocoileus virginianus texanus, 1986 nucleotides. The record is from RefSeq and is a predicted model, not a curated record. Lineage: Eukaryota; Metazoa; Chordata; Mammalia; Artiodactyla; Cervidae.